Messenger RNA from Electrophorus electricus (electric eel), 2278 nucleotides. RefSeq names its product R-spondin 3 (gene rspo3). The record is from RefSeq and is a predicted model, not a curated record. NCBI's taxonomy places the organism in Eukaryota, Metazoa, Chordata, Actinopteri, Gymnotiformes, Gymnotidae.
AGAGAGAGAGUAGCUCAACCGUUAAACCUAGAGAUUGCGUCAGUAAUAUAAAAAAGUGAAUUUAUAAUGGCAUUUCAAACAGGCUUGCAGUGAAAGUUGUAGUUAAUUCAGUGAGAUGCUGCUGACGCGAGGACCUCCUACUACAUGCCAAGUACAAUAAAGUAGCCUUCACACCUGGACCUGCCACGGUCUUCCAAAGAGGAAUACGGGAAGAGGAUAAUCCACCUUUAUUGUCAUGCCAAAGUUGAAUUUCCAUCCCCACCUCUAGGUUUUGCUUACAAUGCGAUGGAUGGAGGACUAAAACUUUGAAUGUUUCUAUGAAAUGAGUACCACUCUGCGGAUACCACCUUGAGUCGAUUUCUUUAAGUGGCACAUAUGUGGAUUGCUUUCAGGAUGUUACUGCCGAAACGGCCCAGGUGUUAUUGGGCCAUUAUAAAUUCGCCUGAGCAGAGUCGGGGCUUCUGCCCGGUGUAGGAACAUAUAUUGUAUUGCAAAGUCGGUGCAACAAAUCACAGGUUUGUCGAAGACAUUAAUAUUGGCAAGACAAGCAUCAUCCCUUGGUUACUAUGCAAUUGCAACUAAUAUCCCUUGUUUUGAUCUUGCACUGUAUGGAAUACAUAAAUUGUCAGCAUCACACCUCCAGGCACCGGCAACAUAAACGAGGGAACCCAGGAUGCACGGGAGGCUGCCUGACCUGUUCGCUUUACAACGGCUGUCUGACAUGCCUGCCAAAGCUCUUUUUCCACCUGGAGAGGGACGGCAUGAAGCAGAUUGGCGUGUGUCUGGCAUCCUGUCCCAAGAGUUUCUUCGGCACUCGUUCUCCUGAAAAGAAUUACUGCUCAAAGUGCGAUUCCGAGUGUGACACCUGCUUCGACAAGAACUUCUGCACACGCUGCAGAGCAGGCUCAUAUCUUCACAAGGGGAAAUGCCAAGAGAGCUGUCCAGAUGACCUAGUGCCCAGCGACACCAAGAGGGAGUGUGUCCCUUCCUGCCCGGCAGACUGUGAUGUCUGCCUGAGCAGUGAGACCUGCACGCGGUGCUCAUCAGGGCACUACCUGCUGCAUGGCCAAUGCCAUGCUAACUGCCCUGAGGGGACUGAGCCCAGACAGCAGGUGCUGGAGUGCAUCCCCACUGUCCACUGUGAAGUGGGAGAAUGGAGCGAGUGGACACAGUGCCCACGGAAAGGGAAAGCCUGCUCACGGCAGCAACUUCGCACCCGGAAAGUUUUGCAGGAGCCCAGCGCCCAGGGUAACCCCUGCCCCAACACUCUAGAGGAAAGAGAAUGCUCUGCGAAAAGAAAACGAUGCGGAAAGAGUGACAAAAACAAAGGAGAGCGUAAGAACCGCAACAGUCGGAAAGACAAGGCAAACGGCGAGAGCCGGCGAGAGCGGAAGAAGGAGCGUGAGCGCGAGAGAGAUGACAGUGAUCGGGAGGACUCGGAGAAUGGGAACAAAACUGAGCAGCGGCGCCGGAGGGCCCAGAGCGGAGACCCUGCACACGUCCAGGGAGGAGCAGCAGCGUGACGUGCUCCCACAGACCUCCCCCUGCUCCUCAUGCCCCACAGCCCCUUUGACCCCUGGCUUUGGGGGUGCUGCUGCUACCUGUGUAAUUUAAAAUGUAUACUGUAUAUGCACAAAAGAAAGGAGGCACUGCUCAUUCAAGAGGCCAUACCCAGUGUGGCUCUAACUCUUCCCCCGCCCCUGUGCAUCUAGGGGGUACCAGUGUACCCACGGUUGGUACCACAUACAGGGCGUGGAAUGCGGCUGGAUUCUGACUCUCUCUGGAGUGUUGUAGGACCUAGUACAGCAUCACUUCAUGGUUGAAUGUAGGUUUGUGUGAUAUCAUGUAGAGUUGCUGUUGUAUAAACGUAUAUAUAUAUAUUUUCUGUCUUUUUUUUCCCUUUUUUUUUUUUUGCUGAGUAAGUUAAAAGUGAGCACGCUUGCUGGCGUCAUUGACAUUGCCUGCCAACGAGGCCAUGACUGCAUGAUGGACUGGUGCAAACAGACCAGAAGCAAGGACAGGCUGUCAUUGUGCUGGAUGACGACAUAGUGGUUCUCCUGCCAAUGUUUUAUUAGUCUUUGUUCAGUGUUCGGAACAAAGGGGGAGUUUGCCUGCCUAUAGUAACAGAAUCUGAGCUUUCAAUUAAGCCAUCUUACCAGAAAUCAAAAGCACCUGUAAGUCCAAUAAAUAAUGCCAUUUGUAUGUGUUCACUGGUUUUUGUUGUCUCACCUUAAAAAGUGAGAGGUUUCUGCACAAGUACAAAUAUUUUUUUAAAAAU